Molecule: messenger RNA, 357 nt
Organism: Cladophialophora carrionii CBS 160.54
Lineage: Eukaryota; Fungi; Ascomycota; Eurotiomycetes; Chaetothyriales; Herpotrichiellaceae
Exons: 1
Coding region: 1-357 (118 amino acids)
Source: RefSeq, a predicted model, not a curated record
AUGGGUCGAGCUCGAGGGCAUCUUGGACUCCGGCAAAGUUGGCGCGAUAGGAGUAUCAAACUUUACAAAACAACACAUUGUCACGAUCUUGAAAAUCGCCAGGAUCAAGCCGGCUUGCACCCAAAUCGAGUUAAAUCCAUACCUUCAACGCUUAGAUUUGCAACAAUUGCAUCGGGAACAAGGAGUUUCGACCUUUGCCUUCUCACCUCUCUCGCCCGUUGUGAGAGCCGGACCCGGCCCGCUGAACGAUGUCUUAGAGACAAUAGCACAGAAGCAUGGCAUAAGUACCGCUGUCGUGCUGAUACGACGGGCUUUGCAGCAAGGAAUCGCCGUUGUAACGACAUCCAGACAACAUGA